CAGGUUUUGCUUACGCGUCCUCCUAAGUUUCUCACCAGAGCUCCACAGCAGGUUCAUCCAGCCUUGCUUUCACUGUAACCUCGUUUUAACUCACUUUAGCACGUUUGUUUUUUUCUCUCAGUCAACACCAGCAGAAAGUCGAGCCGUCAUCAUGACCGCUCCGACCAUCGUCUACCCGCAGCAGGCCGCUAUCGUCCAGCCAGAUGGACGUCCUCUGGAGCAGGCCAGACCACACAGUCCCAGAGCUCGCCUGGCCAGAAACUCCUCUGGAGGACCCAUCACCACAGUCGACAGCACCGGUAAUGUGAUCGACCUGGUGAAGGACCAGCUCCCGGAGCUGCAGCUCUCUGAGGAGGAUCGACAGAAGAACCUGGAGCUGCUCGAACAGGCCAAGAAGGUCAGCGACCGCUUUCUGACGCGCCGCGGCCGCCGAUCCACCAGCAGCCUCACCGACUCGCCCACAGGUCUUUCUCCAGCUCCGACACCAUCGUCCUCCCCGUGCUCAUCCAGAAGCAGCUCGCUGACCGUGGCUCCUGGACUGUCGGAGGCUCACGUCAGCCCUCAGUCUGUCGGUCAGCAUCUGGAGCUUCCUUCAGGGAGGGAGCAGUCUGACACAACCAGCCAGGAUCAAGAGGGCCGGCUGCUGGUGGACUGGAAGCCUGCUGAGAAGAGGAAGGUGUCCUCUGGGACUCUGACGCCCCGCUUUGCUGUUCAGAAGGACAGCAGCGAUCUUGCUGCGCCCAAGAGUCCUCCCUCAGCCAGUAAAGCAGAUGAGGUUUCAGGUCGAAACCCAAACCAGGCCCCGGCCACAGGGGUGGCCAAGCCGGUCCCCAGACCUCCCACCCAGCAGGCCCCCUGCACCGCCGAGAUCAAGACCAUCGGGGCCUUUCCUCCGCUGAUGAGAGCUGUUUCCUGGGACACUGUCGGCAGCCUCAAUUCUAGAAACGGAGCCCCGAGUUUCCCUCCUACAGCCGAGGACACGUUCUCAGACAAACCCAGGGAUGCCGUCUUCAAGUCCUCAGGGUACAAAGACCUCCCCACUCAGCCGGGGACGGUCCAGAAACUGUCCAAACUCAGAGAGGAGCACAAGCUGAUGCGUAACCAAAGCAUUGUGGGAUCCAAGCUGCCAGACUUGAGUGAAGCUGCCGAACAGGAAAAAGGAUCUCCAUCUUCUCCACACUCGUCCAGCAGCGAGGAGACGAAGGAGAAGUCCGACGCCAUGCCCAACAUUUCAGACAUAAUGCUGAGAAAGCUGAAGCUUCACCGCGGCCUGCCGGGCUGCGCUCCUCCGCUCACUGAGAAAGAGGUCGAGAACGCUUUCGUCCAGCUGUCACUGGCCUUUCGUAACGACAACUACACUCUGGAGACGCGGCUCAAGCAGGCAGAGAGGGAGAGGAAUCUGACCGAGGAAGACACCGAGAAAGAACUGGAGGAGUUCAAAGGAGCGCUGAAGAUGACUGCGCCGCAGUGGCAGAACCUGGAGCAGCGUGAAGCCUAUCAGCGGCUCAUCGAGACGCUGGCCGUCCUGCACCGACUGGCCACGCGACUCUCCAGCAGAGCAGAGAUCGUGGGAGCAGUUCGACAGGAGAAACGCAUGAACAAAGCCACCGAGGUCAUGAUGCAAUACGUGGAAAACCUGAAGAGGACGUACGAGAAGGAUCACGCAGAGCUGAUGGAGUUUAAGAAGCUGGCCAACCAGAACUCAAACCGCUGUUAUGGAGGAUCUGUGGACACUGGAGACGAUGGCGUUCCACGGCCAUCCAGAUCCAUGUCCCUCACCCUCGGAAAGGCGCUGCCCAGACGCAGGGUGAGCGUGGCGGUGGUGCCUAAGUUUAACCUCCUCAACAUCCCGGGUCAGACCCCAGCCACAGCUGCUCCGGUCCCCAGCGCAGGGCCCACGGCUGGUGCUACUCUUCCUGCCCUGUGUGAAGCGAACGAUGUGAAAGGCAGCACCACUCCAGAGGCAGCACAACCACCAGCACCAGCAACACCAACACAACAACCAGCAGCAGCAGCAGCAGCAGAGUGUGGAAAGAGUGCGUCUGAGCAGGAAAGUGAGCCGGCCAAGCCUUCUGUAAACUUGGAGGAGAUCAGAGCCGAGAUCAGAGCCGAGCUCAAGGCAAAGAUCGAGGAGGAGGCUUACAACAAAGGUUAUCAAGAGGGAAUGAAGCAAAGCAAAGCGCUGCAGGAGGAGAAGUGCGAAGAGGAGAGCGCUGCAGAGAAACUGCUGGAAUCGAAAAAUAAGGACGAAGAGAGCGGAAAGAGGUUCAAGAGCAGCAGGAGGAUGGAGGAGGUUCUGGCUAUUCUCACUCGGUUCUGUCCAAAGGUCCCGGUGAGUCGGCGGCUCCUCCUCAUCGCCCUGACGCUGUUCGUGGCCAUGUGCGUGGUCAUCAGUAUUUUCACAUUCUUCAGCGACUACUACAACCGACGCGAGGACACGUAAGGCCAGAGGGACUCUGUGCGAGACACGAUGGAGAUCUUUGGGGCUGAGUGUAGCAGCACCACCAAAGAACCAGCAGAACCACAGAGACCACAGUCGCCAUCGCGCCUCUGCCAGUUUACCAUAUCAUCACACUCGGACUCACUUGAAUCAAACGACCCCGAUGCUCCGGGGUCCAAGACGUUUUGGGAGGAUUUACGGAUGAGUUUUAUUUUGUUUAGAAAGUUGACAGUUUGUUUGCUGCAGCGAGAAAUAAGAAAACUUCUGUUUAGGGACCAAUUAUAUAGUGUGCUGACAUAUAUAUUUAAUUAAAUUAGAUGCACAUAUAAUGAAACGUUCUGGUUCUGGUACGUUGGAUGAAGAAUAAUAAAAGCUACAGUAGAAAUAAAUAUAUAUAUUUAUCUACACUCUAAUGUUAAAGUAUAAUCUCUCAGGUCCAGUAGUUAAUAAUGCCUUCGAGAGAUUUUGAAUUCAUAUUUAAAGAUUUUUAUUUGUUGUUGAAUUUCUAUAUUUAAAGACUUAAAUAUAAGCACAUUCCAAAGUAGUUCCUUAAGUGCAAUAUUUUUGCAGUUGAUGGUUCUCGUUUGUGUUGUUUUGGAUUGUGUCCUCAGAGCACUGACAGACUUCCCUCCUGUAUGAGAGCACUGUUUAGAUGGCAUAAGGCUUAUUUUUAUCUUGUUUUUUGCACAUGUGUGCCGCCUGCCUGUGUUGUUUGUUCUUUGUGGAUUUUAUGCUCUGUCACUUCACCUUUCAAUAAAAGGUGGCUGAAACAUG
Stegastes partitus (bicolor damselfish) is the source of this 3214-nucleotide messenger RNA. RefSeq names its product murine retrovirus integration site 1 homolog (gene irag1). The record is from RefSeq and is a predicted model, not a curated record. Lineage: Eukaryota; Metazoa; Chordata; Actinopteri; Pomacentridae. The transcript is spliced from 19 exons. The coding region runs from base 152 to 2443 and encodes 763 amino acids.